Molecule: messenger RNA, 5037 nt
Organism: Epinephelus fuscoguttatus (brown-marbled grouper)
Lineage: Eukaryota; Metazoa; Chordata; Actinopteri; Perciformes; Serranidae
Gene: exoc6
Product: exocyst complex component 6
Exons: 23
Coding region: 3-2495 (830 amino acids)
Biological process (GO): intracellular protein transport; Golgi to plasma membrane transport; exocytosis
Cellular component (GO): membrane; exocyst
Source: RefSeq, a predicted model, not a curated record
ACAUGCAGAAAUUUAGUCACCAUACUUGGAAUCUGAAGAGAGAAAUGGCCAGUGACAGGAUCCAUGCUGCUUUACCUGACCCUCCCAUUCAAAAUGAAGAGGAGAACAAAGAAGACAAGGCUUUUGGGAAUAUCUUUGCUGAGUUAGAGUCUGUGGACUUGCCUCUAGGAACAACCUUAAGGUCAAUUUACGAUGACCAGCCCAACGCCCACAAGCGCUUCAUGGAAAAGCUGGACGCCAGGAUAAGGAACCAUGAUCGUGAGAUUGAGAAGAUGUGCAAUUUCCACCACCAAGGCUUUGUGGACGCCAUCACAGAGCUCCUGAAAGUCCGUGCUGAUGCAGAGAAACUGAUGGGUCAAGUAACGGACACUAAUCGAAGACUACAAGAGGCUGGGAGGGAGGUGACAGCUCAGACAGAGGAGGUGAUUCGCUGUCGGAUUCAGCAGAGGAACAUGGCCACCACUGUGGAGAAGCUCCAGCUCUGUAUACCUGUUUUAGAAAUGUACAGCAAACUAAAAGAGCAGCUGGAAUCCAAAAGAUACUAUGCUGCGUUGAAAACUAUGGAGCAGCUGGAGAAGGUCUUCAUUCCCAGGGUGAGUCAGUACAGGUUCUGUCAGAUCAUGGCUGAAAACCUGCCCAGACUAAGAGAGGAGAUCAAGGAGAUCUCCAUGUCGGACCUUAAAGACUUCCUGGAGAGCAUCAGAAAGCACUCCGACAAGGUUGGAGAGACCGCCAUGAGACAGGCACAGCAGCACAGGACCUUUAACAGUGCAGUAGCCAAACAGGCCAGUAUCGGCCACUACACCAAGCCUGUGUACUCCCUCAAUGGACGAACACACACUCACACUCACAACGGCCUGAUGAUAGACGACGACACAGGAGAUGAGGAGGAAGCAGAUGAAGAGAUUCUUACAGCUCAGGACCUUGUGGACUUCUCACCUGUCUACAGGUGUUUACACAUUUACACUGUGCUGGGUGACCGAGAAACAUUUGAGAGCUACUACAGGAAACAAAGGAAAAAACAGGCCAGGCUAGUGCUGCAGCCACAGGCUAACAUGCAUGAAACAGUGGAAGGAUACAGAAGAUACUUCAAUCAGAUCGUAGGGUUCUUUGUUGUAGAGGACCACAUCCUCCAUGCCACGCGGGGGCUGGUGACCAGAGCUUUCACUGAUGAACUGUGGAACAUGGCCCUGUCCAAGAUCAUCGCUGUGCUUCGCACACACUCUUCAUACUGUGAUGACCCAGACCUGGUCUUGGAGCUGAAGAAUCUCAUAGUCAUCUUCGCUGACACACUACAGGGUUAUGGUUUCCCAGUGAACCGGCUGUUUGACCUGCUGUUUGAGGUCAGAGACCAAUACAAUGAGACUCUGCUGAAGAAGUGGGCACUGGUUUUCAGGGAGAUCUUUGAAAUGGACAACUACAGUCCCAUCCCAGUGGAGACAGAGGAGGAGUAUAAACUAGUAGUCAGCCGCUUUCCUUUCCACGAUGCCGAGAUAGAGAAGCAGGACUUUCCAAAGAAGUUGCCAAUGUCCCAGUCUGUCCCUCAAAUCUACACACAGGUCAAAGAGUUCAUUUACGCCAGCCUCAAGUUCUCUGAGUCACUACACCGGAGUUCAACAGAGAUUGACGACAUGUUGCGAAAAUCAACCAACCUGCUGCUGACAAGAACACUCAGCAGCUGUCUGCAAAACCUCAUCAAGAAACCUCACAUAGGAUUGACUGAGCUGGUGCAGAUCAUCAUUAACACCACACACCUGGAGCAGGCCUGCAGGUAUCUAGAGGAGUUUAUAACAAACAUUACCAAUGUCUCCCCUGAAACAGUACACACCACAAGACUCUAUGGCCUUUCCACGUUCAAGGAUGCUCGUCAUGCUGCAGAGGGAGAGAUUUAUACCAAACUCAACCAGAAGAUUGAUGAGUUUAUCCAGCUAGCAGAUUAUGAAUGGGGUAUGGCUGAGUCGGACGGUCGUGCCUCUGGAUACCUCAUGGACCUUAUCAACUUCCUACGGUCCACUUUCCAGGUCUUCACACACCUCCCGGGUAAAGUGGCUCAGACAGCGUGUAUGUCAGCCUGCAAGCAUCUGUCCACAUCACUGAUGCAGAUGCUGCUGGACACAGAACUCAAACAGAUCAGUAUGGGGGCUAUCCAGCAAUUCAACUUAGAUGUCAUUCAGUGUGAAUUGUUUGCCAGUUCAGAGCCGGUCCCUGGAUUUCAAGGAGACACACUCCAGCUGGCCUUCAUUGACCUAAGACAGCUCCUGGAUCUGUUCAUGGUGUGGGACUGGUCAACUUACCUGGCAGACUAUGGCCAACCAACUUCCAAAUACCUGAGAGUGAACCCAGCCACCGCCCUGGCUCUGCUGGAGAAGAUGAAGGAUACCAGUAAGAAGAACAACAUCUUCUCUCAGUUCAGGAAGAACGAUAGAGACAAACAGAAACUGAUAGAGACUGUGGUCAAACAGCUAAGGAGCCUGGUUAAUGGCAUGUCCUCCUAAACACACACACACACACACACACACACACACACACACACACACACACACACACACACAGGAGCAACAUGUGUGUCGCAAAGAGAUGUAAAGAAUGGAACAUGCAUGCAGUCAAAUGCACACACUAAACUGCCAACACACUCAACAACACAGAGGAUGGAGAUGAUCGCACAUGUAAUGAAGUGAUAACAAACUACAUGACAAGGAACCACACAGGGAACUCACACACAAACACAAAAAAGGGACAGACAGCUUACAUACACACAACAUCACAUGAAGGCACAGCAAUACACACACUGUACAAGGCAUGCAGGGAACAGACCCCAACACACACACACACACACACACACACACAAGUCAUAUCCUCUCCCUACUGUUAUACCUGACUGAAUACUCAAUGUAAAUAACACACACACACACACACACACACACACACACUAAACAGUUUACUGGAAUCUUCACAGGAAUGAGCAGUAAAGUGUUUGUAAAGUAUUUUUAAUGGUUAUAAUAAGACAAACUAUGUUUUGUACAUUAGUGAUGAUUGCAGCUGCAGGGGAAGACCGGUACAGCAGAGGAAAUGACUCUCACAAGUACUGGGACAAUGAGGUCAAAGGUCAACACUGUCUGCACAACAAGUUAGGGGGGCAACCCACAACCACUACAUCACCAAGCUUCCAGUGUAUCCUACAUCAUUAGCUUGUUCCACUUUCUGUCAUUCAUGGCUUCAGUUCCAGGAAACAAUCAGAACAGAUUCUGUAGAAGAAAUCUGAUCUCAUGAGAACAUUAAGAAAUGAUAGUCAGGUAGUUACUGUGGCAGGAAAACAUCUCAGUGUUUCCAUGUGGCUUUCACCAUCUGUCUACUUUAACAGAAAGAAGAUGGAUGACCAAGUUAAUUUCAUUGUCCCAGUACUUGAGAUACUGUUACUGUGUAUGCAUGUGUUCAGAAAGAAAGUGAUGCUAAGCUCAUGGAUGGAUGGAUGAAUGGAUGGAGGAACAGAUGAAUGGAUGAUGACGUCUCGAAAGACUGAUGUUCAUGAAAAAAGUGAAGUUUUGUUUAACUCCUUGGUGGCUUUGCUUGCUGUUUAUCUUCUUUUCUGCCUCACAUUGAGCAUUGAGACCAACCUUGAGACAGAACCGCACAGUGACUGAACACAGAGGAGUUCACUGUGUCACAUGAGUGUUUGACACCCAGAUUGUAGUUGGAAUUUUGACGUGUUCUGCACAUGAAAAAGAGGGUAGGAAUCUGAAAAUUUAGUCCAAACACAGGUUGGACAAUAUAACACAACAGUUUGCCAAAUAGUACAAUCUGUUACAACAACACACAGAUUCAUGCAGACAGAGGCCAUGUGAUUGCAGGUUGUUGUACUGAUUGUAUUAGAUUGUACAGGUGGACAUGUCUGGGUCUGGUCAGCAAAGGCUCCAAGGAGCUGAUGAGGAUUUUGGUUUAGAGUGUUGUAAUGACCACUGCAUGAAGUAAUCCUAAUAGAGGGUUUGCAUGUAAUGUCACCAUAUGAGGAAAUUUACCAUGGUCAUAGGAAACUGACUUCUGGUGUUAACAUGCAGUCAAUAUCUGGAUAUGUUUGGCACUCGGAAUGUGACUGCAGCCAGCACACCUCUGUAGGUGAACUGCUGUCAGAUCAGUGUAAGAAGCCUACAAUCAGAUGCCAUUAUCCAGAUCCAGAUAGCAUGUUAAUACCAGGUGGAGAUAGGAUGUUAACGUCCCAGCACUUUACAACCUCCACAGAGCAACUGGCACAUCAUUGUUAAAUCUGAUGACCUUGCUUGUACAAGACUUCACAGUUUAGUUUUCCUUCUAACAUCACAGCUGUAUUCAUUCAUAGCAGCCACAACAGUGUUUGACCCCUCAGUGGUGGCAGGGGUGGUCAGCUGGCAUCAUGUGAGCUGUGACAUCAGUGCAUGCCCUCUUCCUCCCUCUGUAAAUCCUGUCAGUUGUAGGGUUAAGGACACUAUUUAUGUGACGUUAACUGCAGUUUUGUCUUACAGCCCACUGAAACUACUUGAUUCAUGCUUACACAAAAAACAAGACCCACAUGGGAAAUUGUUAUGUUAUUAGUGAUUAUAUAUACAUAUAUAUAUUUAACAGUUCAAUAACUAAAUUGUUUUUUUGUUCCUCAGGGUGAAAAUGAAGCUUUAGAAUCUCAUAACCCACAUAUAUUCACAAAGCACAGCAAUAAUAAAUUGGUUGCUUUCAGCCUUGCAGGCAGGUUGAUGCUUCUCUUAAACCUGCUCCUGACUCCUGAUAAUGACAAACAUUUUAUAAUGAGACUGUUUCUAUUCUGUUUCUGUUUUGGGUCUGUGCUCCACUUUCAGCAGGCAUUUUUGCACUGAAACUGAUUGAAGUUUGUUCCUUUUAGAUUCAUUUUUAUUUUGCCUUUUUUAAAAGUUGCUUGUAAAUGCCAAUGUAUAUACUGCAUAUUUUGUAAAGAAAAUAUUACAGCAGUUUGUCUGCUACGAACAGAAUUGGAGGUUGACACUGUGAUAUGCACCUCCAUCAACACCUAAAGUAAAUAUGUAAUUAAUAAGA